Molecule: messenger RNA, 1380 nt
Organism: Diospyros lotus (date-plum)
Lineage: Eukaryota; Viridiplantae; Streptophyta; Magnoliopsida; Ericales; Ebenaceae
Product: cysteine synthase-like
Exons: 12
Coding region: 139-1116 (325 amino acids)
Cellular component (GO): cytoplasm
Molecular function (GO): cysteine synthase activity
Source: RefSeq, a predicted model, not a curated record
UGAGAAGCGCUAUAAAAUUACCCACCCUGACCUGUUAGGAGAUAACAUCUUCGUCGCCGAGACAGCUUCGAGAUCUACAAUAGUGAAUAGACUUGGAAUUAAUUUAGGCCAAGUAUUUGAAGUUGUGGUCUGACCAAUAUGGCAGAGGAGAAGAUUGCAAUUGCGAGAGAUGUGACUGAAUUGAUAGGUAACACACCAUUGGUGUAUCUUAACAACAUUGUGGAUGGCUGCGUUGCUCGUAUUGCUGCCAAACUAGAGAUGAUGGAACCUUGCUCUAGUGUUAAAGACAGGAUUGGGUACAGUAUGAUACAAGAUGCAGAGGAGAAGGGCCUCAUUCAGCCUGGCGAGAGUGUCCUAAUUGAGCCUACCAGUGGUAAUACUGGUAUUGGCUUAGCAUUUAUGGCGGCAGCCAAGGGUUACAAGCUGAUUAUUACAAUGCCUGCUUCUAUGAGCAUGGAAAGGAGAAUUAUUCUCCGAGCUUUUGGAGCAGAGUUGGUUCUUACAGAUCCUGCCAGGGGCAUGAAAGGGGCUGUUCAAAAGGCAGAAGAGAUAAUGGCAAAGACCGCUAAUUCCUAUAUGCUUCAGCAAUUUGAAAACCCUGCCAACCCAAAGAUCCACUAUGAGACCACUGGACCAGAAAUUUGGAAAGGCUCGGGUGGCAAAGUUGAUGCCUUUGUUUCUGGGAUAGGAACAGGAGGAACAGUUACAGGUGCAGGGAGGUACCUUAAAGAGCAAAACCCGGACAUUCAGCUAUAUGGUGUAGAACCAGUUGAAAGUGCAGUUUUAUCUGGAGGGAAGCCUGGCCCUCAUAAGAUUCAAGGAAUUGGUGCUGGUUUCAUCCCUGGAGUAUUGGAUGCCAAUUUACUUGAUGAAGUCAUUCAAAUAUCAAGUGAGGAAGCUAUUGAAACUGCUAAAGUUCUUGCCUUGAAAGAAGGUUUGCUGGUAGGGAUAUCAUCUGGUGCAGCAGCAGCAGCUGCAAUUAAGAUAGCUAAGAGGCCUGAAAAUGCUGGAAAACUUAUUGCCGUCAUCUUCCCCAGUUUUGGAGAGCGUUAUCUGUCAUCUGUGCUGUUUGAUUCCUUGAAGAAAGAGGCAGAGACCAUGGUUUUUGAGCCCUGAUGUGUUUCCUACGCUUCAGAAAGGUGCUCAUGUGUCUUCAUUCUGAAACGUGAAAAAGAAAUCAUAAUUUAAGGGUUGCAAUGCAGUUUUCGUCGUUAUUUUCUUGCGUUGGGGGUUUACUUUAUCAUGGCUUUUCAAUAACUUUUGCAAAUAUUCCUGUAGUUCAGUUGAUGUUUUCACUUUAAAAUGUCAUCUUGACUGGCUUGGACUCAUAGCUCCGUACUGUAAAAAUAAAAACCAGAGCUUGCACAGAAUGUGUUCGAA